Helobdella robusta is the source of this 1221-nucleotide messenger RNA. RefSeq lists its product as hypothetical. The coding region runs from base 52 to 1035 and encodes 327 amino acids. The transcript is spliced from 7 exons. Lineage: Eukaryota; Metazoa; Annelida; Clitellata; Rhynchobdellida; Glossiphoniidae. The record is from RefSeq and is a predicted model, not a curated record.
AAGCGAUAAUAGACACGUCGGUGAUUUUAAAAUUUAAAUAAGAAUAAAAUAAUGAUCAGUUGGAAGACAAAUCCGAAACAAACAGCAUCACUGGCCGUCAUUUUUUCAUCAUUUCUUGCGCUGCCUAUCGCUUAUGUCGUAAAUUAUUCUUACAGCAUUUUGGGAAGAUUUGGUUUGUUGGUUGCCGGAUCACUUUCGUUGAUCUUCGUUUGUUCAAUCACACGUUGGGGUGUCUUCGAGGUCAGGAAACCCGUUCGGUGGAUUUUUUACGUUUCAACCUUGGGAAUGUUCUCAUCAAUGAUUGACAUAACCAUUGGGUUAGAAAAUGACAAAUUAGUGAGUAACAUGAUGACAAAUUAUUUAAACACCGGCGAGCCCUACCUGACAACUGCACACGGCACAAUGAUUUGUUACUACGAUGGAAUCCUCCAUUACAUAAUGUACCUAAUUCUACUUUACAGAGUUACUUACAACAAAAGUUGUUACGAGGUUGGGCUGUUUUGGGCAGGUUCACUUGGACAUAGUAUGAUUGUCUUUAUGCCUGGUAACAUUGUAGGUGACCAUAACCUCCAUCCAUCAAUUUUUUUGAACAUUCCUUACGUUAUCAUCCCGUUUGCUAGUGGUUACAUGUUCUACCAACAGUACCACAUUCAAAAAACUACUGGAAAAUUUGAAAUUAGAGUUGAAUCUACAAUUGUUAAGAUGUUCUUUGCUGUUUUGUUUACUGUCCUCAUUUUGAUAUCUUUGUUCAGGGGCCUGGCUGUUUUGAAUCAUACAAAGCAUGAUAUAUUCGCGUACUACAUUAAGAAUGUUGAGCCAUAUUUGAUACAUACAGAUGCUUAUCCAAAACUUCAGGCCCAAGUGACCCACGUUGGAGCCUCGUUACGUCACGAUGACGGCACUCUAAUGAAUAUUAAUGAGGGUAGUUUUCUAUUUUGGAUGAUCAAUCUUUUGCUUCUCAUAGUUCCUCAGUGUUUCUUGGUUCUUGCCUGCCAUUAUAAAACUACUGAUAGGCUUGCCAGCAAGACGAAAUGAAUUACUUAAAAAAUUUUUGGCCAGUUGAAUCACAUUUUUUUUGUUUUUGUUCGUUUUUAUUGUUUAAAAAAAUCUUUCAAAAUUCAUUUUAUUUCAUUUGACGAUGUUUAAUAUAUCAGUAUUAAGAGAAUUCUAUGAAAUGUAAAAUGAUUGUAGUUUUUGUAAACUAAAAUAUUUAUUGCAGGA